GACAGUGGCCGCUCGGCAUUGCAUAACUCUAAGCUGCAAAAAAGCCACGGACGUCCGAGCUGCGCAGCCGUCGCGAGGGAGAGCAAGUAUGCGCUCUCUCGCACUGCUCGCAUGCGUGCUCGGAUCCGCAGCGUUGGACGCCUGCAUCAACCCCUGCCCGCGGCGGCAGCUGAUGACCUACGUCGCGCACACGCAGGGCGGACUCACGAAGGGCGUGGACGUGGCCGCGCGCGUCGACGCAGACGACGACUGGCGGGUGGUAGGCAAAGUCGCGGCCGCGGACGCGACGAAACUUAGUAGAGCGGCCGCGCUCCAGCACCGGCUUAUCGAGGAGCACGCGCGGCGGUUGCAUAAGGUGCUCCGGACGGGCCCCGGCGGGCCGCCCCUCGAGCUCGGGAUCGGCGACCCCAUCACCGCGGUCCCCACGCCGCAAAAGCGAGACUUCGUGGAGGCGGCCGCCAUGACCGAGGCCGGCUUCGCGGGCACGCCCAAGAACGAGAAGGGCUCCGACGUGUACGCGAACUUCAGGGCGCCCUACGACGCGCCGUACGACCGCGGCGCGGUGCGGGCGGAGAUCGACGCCAUCGUACGCGAGGCGCCGCUCGUCUUGUUCGGCUGGUCGACGUGCUGGUUCUGCACGGACGCCGAGCGCCAGCUGAAAGACGCGAACCUACCUUAUCGAAGCGUGUACAUGGAUUUGUGGAAGCCGGGCGGGCCCUACCACGACCAUGCCGUCGGAGACGACGGGUCGCUCGCCGCGAAGCGCGCGAAGAACAUCCGGAAGGCCACAAACCCGCUCCAGGCAGAACUCUCUCUAUUGGCUGGCCGGUGCACGGUGCCGGUGGUCGUCGUGCGCGGGAAGGUGCUCGACGGCGACGAGCAGCACGGGAGCGUCGUCGAGGCGAUUGCGUCGGGCGAGCUGGCGCGGGCCGUCUCCGAUUCUUCGCCGUGGGCGCCGGCCUGGCCCGCAUCGCCGCCGCCGCCGCUAAAGGUCAUGAAGCGAUGUCGCGUCUGUCGGGGACGCUAUUCUGAUGAUGAAAACCACGCCGCGGCGUGCCGCCACCACCCCGGCGCCUUGCGGGGCGAGAGCGCGCGCAAGGGCGACUGGGAGGCGACGCCCUCCGACGACGACCUCGUCUGGACCUACUCGUGCUGCGGGGGCGCCGCCGACGCGCCGGGCUGCGUCGCCGACCGGCACCGGUCCUAUGAUGACGACUAA
Pelagomonas calceolata is the source of this 1219-nucleotide messenger RNA. The record is from the annotation of a GenBank genome assembly. NCBI's taxonomy places the organism in Eukaryota, Pelagophyceae, Pelagomonadales, Pelagomonadaceae.